AAAUAAUUUUGUUACUGUUUUAUUCAAUUUCAGUUGGCAACGAUGUGGAGUUUGUAAUAAGGUUAGUUAUCUCCGGAGUUAAUCUUGGGAUCUGAGUGUUUACAUUAAAGAAGAAUAAUUGUAAUGAUAAGAAGUGCUGUUCAGAUCUUAGAACAGAGCAACUGCUUGCCAUUUACGAAUAACUUCAGCUGGCUUCAAAAUGUGGCGCCGGCAUUUUCAAUGCAUGGUGAACAGGUCUCAAUUCUUCAUAAACCUGAAGAGUUUUAUCAGACAUUACUUGACAGAUGUAAGAAAGCUCAAAAGAGAAUAAUGUUAGCAUCUUUGUAUCUUGGAACUGGUCCCUUAGAGAAAGAAUUAGUCCAUGCUAUUGAGUCUCAGAUGGAUCAAAUAAAAAAUCUAAAAGUGAAUAUCCUUCUUGAUGCUAAUCGUGGAUCUCGUGGAAAGGAGAAUUCUCGAACCAUGCUUAUGCCUCUUGUUAAAAAUGAAGAACAAUGCAAGAUUUCUUUAUUUCAUACUCCAUCUCUCAGAGGACCUCUUAGAUAUUUAUUACCAUCUAGGUACAAUGAACUAGUUGGGUUGCAACACAUGAAAUUGUACCUAUUUGAUGAUUCAAUCAUAAUUAGCGGAGCUAAUUUGAGCGAAGAUUAUUUCACAAACCGACAGGAUAGGUAUAUUAUGAUCAACGGAUGCAAGGAUCUGGCUGAUUUUUAUUGGGACCUCAUUCAGCAUAUAUCAGAUGUUUCACUGGAGUUGGAUGGAUCAGAUAACCUUAAACCUAGAGCCUAUCACCCGUUUAAAUCAAGCAAAAGAACUUAUGUGGAUUUUGCUAGGUCUAAAAUUUUGGGAUAUUAUGAAAAUCACAUUUUGAAUAACCAAAGUUCACAAAAUGGAAAAGACAAAAGUCAUGAUACUUUGAUAUUCCCUCUUCUCGAGUUGCCCCCGCUUGGAGUUCAUCAAGACAGUCAUGUUACUGAAAGGUUACUAGAGGCUGCCGAAGAAGGCUCCAAAGUCACUAUUUCAACUGGUUAUUUUAACUUGACAGACCAAUAUGCCAGUUCGAUUUUAUAUAGAUCGCAGGCUUAUUAUAGAAUACUGAUGGCUCAUCCAUCGGCAAAUGGUUUCCUCAAAGCUGGAGGUUUAGCUGGUGGCAUUCCCAGUGCAUAUACUGGUUUGGCCUUGAGAUUUUUCCGGGAUAUUGUAUCAACUAAUGCCAGUAAAAGAGUAUUAAUGCUUGAAUAUGCACGUCCUGGAUGGACAUUCCAUGCCAAAGGUCUGUGGUACACACCUGUUGGAGAAUCUAGCCCUAUACUCACAUUAGUUGGAUCAUCUAAUUUUGGUUCAAGAUCUGUGAGAAGAGAUUUAGAAAUGCAAGCUGCCAUACUCACAAUAAAUCAUGGCUUAAGGAAGAGAUUAGCUGAUGAAGAGGCAAGCCUGACCGAUCUUUCCAGUCCGUUCAAUGAGAAGGUUGCGUCGGAUCCCGACAGAAAACCAGCUCUGUGGGUCAGAACUACUAUGAAGCUGUUUAAAACUUUUUUUUAAUUUUUCCUAUCAAUCUUCUAGUCAAGCGCGCAAAACCAAUUAGUGUUUUAUGUAAUUAGGAAAAAAUUGUUACUUAUGCUGUUACCAUAUUUAUAUCGUUAAAGUAUAUAAAAAAAAAAAAAAUCAAACCUGCAGUUGAAUAUUUAUUGUUAGGAUAAAAAAUGUCAUAGUAUUAUUGAAGUCUAUUAGUUCAUCGCCUAUAUUUAAAUGUAAUCAAUGUAAACUUUGUGACAAAGAUAUUGUUAUAUUUUAUUUGCAGAACAAAUAUUAUGAUCCCAAUUUUUUUUUUUUAAAUGUGUGUUUAAUGGAAGGUUAUAUAAUUGAAAAGUUAUUGUGUGAAUGUAUGAUUAUAAAUUAAAAUUAUUUAUGAAGCUUUCUGAUUUAAUUUGGUUAAUUUAUUAGAUCUGUUGUGAUUUAUUUUAUAAUUAAAAAAACUUCUUGUACACGUAUGCUUAUCAUAAUUACGACAUUUAACAGAAGGAAAUCAAACCACAAUAUAAGCAAAAAUAACUAAGAGUAAGAGGCAGUUUUGAAUUGUAUACUUGUAUGAUGUUUCAAUUUUUAUUAGACUAUAAAAGUUUCAAAUUUUUCUUAUGCAUAUUUGCAAAGAUAAUUAUCAUUAAAAAAGAGUGGUGGGGACGCAGCUUUGUCAUGAGAGUGGAGACUGGGCUACAUAAUGAAUACCCUGCCUGUACCUGUCACGUCAUUGGGUGUCUUAAAACUUAUACCUUAAAACAGUGUUUCCAGCAUUAAAACCUCUAUCCAAGACAUAUCUUUCCUUUUUUUCUCUCACUCUGUCUUCUAUUAAUAGAAAUAUUUAUUUUAAAAUAUUAGCUUCCAUAAAUGUAUGUUUAUAAGAGAGCUAAGAGCAUCUAAUAGCACUGUGUUCGGCGACCAUAUAUAUCAUGCGUGGGUGGACUCAGGCCAUACUCCCAGUCUCCCCCACACCUCUUAAGGCCCACUGUGAUUUCAAGUUUUUUUGAUAAAUAUUAAUGUUGUUAUUUAAAAAUUACAAUAGUAACCUUACGUUAUAGUACUAAUCUCAGUACUAACGUUCAUUGACAGUUGAAUUCUAUUGCAGCUAACAUUUUUUCAUCCAAUUUCCCAAUUAGAUUAGCCCUUUUACUAUUUUCAACAAAAAAGAACUGUCUCUUGAUUCUGCCAUAUUUCAUAGAAAAUUGAAUUGGAAAUACAAUUUUGUUUUUUUUCUUUAAUUAAUAAAAAAAUCAAACCAGUAUAAUGUUAAUUUUUAAUCAAUCUAUUGUUGCAAUAGCAAUAUUUUGGUUCAGGUAUAAACUAGAAUAACAUUAGUUUCUUAGAAUAAAUGAAAUUACCUUAUUUGAAACUUCCAGAUUUCCAAAGCCAUUUAACUUUUACUUGAGUUUACUCAAAACAUAUGUAUCAGUUUUCUUUUGCUAAAUGUUGUACAUCUGACCUGUAGUCAGUUUAGAGGUUGUUUUUAUUUAUUUUCAUUGGAUUCUGGUGCAGUUCUUGUAAAAAUAACAGAUUUUUUCCAAAAAUCUUUCUAAAAUUGAGUUUAGAUCCAGAAUGAUUCGAGUGAAUGUAAUACGUACUUUUUACAAAAAUAAAGGUAUUAUUUGGUUGUGAUAUUGAGAUAUUUGUUUACUGACAUUAUCUUAUUCUUUGUUAGCUAUCCGAUAUGUCUCAAUUAUUAACUGCUUAUUUGCUUAAAUUAAUAUUAUUAUUGACGAUUGUUUGUGAUGAGUCUAUAAAUUUAUAGAAAUACCACAUAUAGUAAACAGUUUCUAUUUUGUACCUGAAUUUCUUUUUAGUAUCAUGAUAUAUUGUGUGGCGUUAAGUACAAAUGUUCAGUUUAAGUAAUAUAUUGCUACUGUUAGUAUUUUACAGAAUAGCAUAAAAACUAAUUAUUCUUCAGUCUGCAACUGCUAUAAGUAGUCAGCUACUGUGGAAAAUAGUAGAGGGAAAUUAAAUAUGAAAUAUACUGAUAAAUCAUAAAUAAAUUAUCAGUUUUUAUGCUCUCCUGUAAAAUGCAAUUUUUAUAUAAGACCUUUUGCACUAACAUUAGUGAUAUGCUUCUUAGUUUCUAUUCUCAACAAAUAUUGUUUGAUUUUUAUUCCAGGUCCAUGAAAAUAUCAUAACAUGUUUUUCUAAUGCAAUUAAAUUUAAGUUUUCUUGACAAUAAUUGCUCUUGAAUGUGAAAUAUUUUUCAACUCAAAGAAGUAUAUAAUAUGUAAACCCAUCACUCUGUGAUCAAAUUAUUUGACUACUAUUUAUAUUACAUUUUAAAAAUUAGUAUUUUUAAGUAAAUGACAGAUUAUUAAAUAUAUUAUUUAAUUUAACAAAAUAUUACUAGUUUUCCUUGUGCAAUAGAUUUCUCCUUAUGUUAACUUUUAUUAUGAUAUUUAGUAAUUUUAAAAUUAUUGACUUCCAUAAGGAUAUUAGCUACUGUGAAUUAUAAUUAACAAGUUUUUUUUCACUUGUUACUGUGUUACUUGGAUUUUAGUGAACAAAAAGUAUUAAAUCAUCAAGAGUCUAUUUAAAUUAUUAUAGAAUAGAGAAAUAUUUAUUGAAUUCAUGUUAGUUUUGUGAAGUUGAUACCCAUUUUAGCUACCUAAUAUAAUCAUCUUUAUCUUCCCAUAAAUCAAAUUUUAAGGGAUUCAGAAAUCCCUUUGAAGUUAUGUAUAUUUUGAGUUAAAAUCAGUUUUGAUGAAUAAAUAUUAGGCUUUCGAUAUUUUGAGUUGAAUAUUCAGUAAAUGUUUAUGUUCCAAAUAUAGGGGCUUGAAUGAAAUCUUACUGAUGUAAAAGCCUCAGACUCUCCUGUAUGUGUAAUAUUUUUGCCUUCCAAAUUUAUUAUAAUGUUUUCAUAUUCUUUUGAACUUUUGUUUAUGAGGCUUUGAAAUGGGAUUGGGAAAUAAAUCCAGCCUAUUCUAGAUUGGACACUAUUUCAUAUGUGAAUAGAUGAAAAAUUAGUGUUAUUAUGUUUGGUAAUCAUUAACAAAAUAGGUACUAAUAAUAAUAAUUGUGUUAGUUAUUUUAUAGUGUAGUCGAGAUUAGAUUUUCCACAUGUUCAGAUCACAACAGUUGUGAUUGCUUAGUGUGUUGAAACAUCAGGUGUACUCAUAGAAAUAAAUUAUUAUUCAAUAUUCAAAGAAUAUUUUAUACCUAACUGUAAUCAGUUAAUAUAUAUUUUUCAAUUUUAGGAUUAGCUUAAAAGAUUAAAAUAAAAUUUGUUUUAAAUAAUUACCUCACCUAAAACUUUCAACAGUAAAUGGGUUAGUAGCCCCAUUUUUUCAAUGAAAUAUUUAAUAUUUCAAUUCUUAACAUUUAUAUAAUUUGUUUUAAUUUUAAUAAGGCAAUGGGUCAAUUAUUUAUAUAUUUAUUAAAGAUUUUUAUGUUAACAAUGAUUUAUUUUAAUUAAAACAAUUGCAAUGUUCAAAUAGAGUUCAUUAUUUAAAAAUUGU
Nezara viridula (southern green stink bug) is the source of this 4982-nucleotide messenger RNA. The record is from the annotation of a GenBank genome assembly. Lineage: Eukaryota; Metazoa; Arthropoda; Insecta; Hemiptera; Pentatomidae.